Molecule: messenger RNA, 936 nt
Organism: Aspergillus candidus
Lineage: Eukaryota; Fungi; Ascomycota; Eurotiomycetes; Eurotiales; Aspergillaceae
Gene: pex20
Product: protein pex20
Exons: 2
Coding region: 1-936 (311 amino acids)
Source: RefSeq, a predicted model, not a curated record
AUGAGUGACGCCUUGUGUGGACCAUCAAAUGCCUUGCAAAAUUUCCAGAAGCAUACCUCCGUGGACCGGACGCUUCAACAGGAUCGACUAGUCUCUCGGCAGUCGCCCUCUCAGGGCUUUAGAUCACAAAAUGCGCAUGAAGGCGCCCUUGAUCCGGAAUUCGCCGCGUUCGAAUCGAAUAUCGCGGGGGCGCCACUUCCGGAUUUACAGCAUCCUGCACAUUUCGUCGCCCAUGCACCACACCAUGGGAUACCCAGUCAGGGGGAGAGCGCCGGGUGGGCGGGGGAUUUUCAAAGACUACAAAUAUCGGGUCCUGCUCAUCCAAUGCAUCAACAACCCGGGCCGUCCGCCGCUUCGGUAUCAGCCACCCCGCAACAGGGCUGGCAGGCCGAAUUCAUGAACCAACAGCGCCAACAUACUCCGUUUCAGCAGCAUCAGCCGUACAGGCCGGGAUUUCAGUCCUCAUUCGCACCCGGUUAUUCCAUGAAUGGAGCGUCCAUGAAUGCAAUGCGCGCGGCACAACAGGACACGGCGAUGCAGCAGCCGUCGGCUGAGACGUUUGAUGAAUCUGCUUUUGAAGCCGCAUUUGAACAGGCGAGGGCGGACAUGACAUCGCAGGCAACCGAUGUCACCCAGGAAACCGUCGAGGCUGUCAGCGAACCCCAUCAGUUGGACGCGCAGAAUGAAAGUCUAUCUCAGGAACAAAUUCGGAUCGGAUCGGACACUAUUUCGCAGACCGCCCAGAACGAGACGGAAGGACGCCCCAGCGAUGCCGACGAACUGGCCCGGACAGCAGGGCAGCUACUUGACAGCGUUAGCCAUGAUCAAAGUCAGAAGUUCCAACAAAGCAAUUUUCUGGCCCUGAUGCGGCGCAUUCGAGAUCGGGAGGUCCAAGUGGAGGGAGAUGAGUUUCGCGAAGUCAGUACUAGCUCGUGA